CUGAUCAGGAGUCCUACAGUACACAUAUACACCUGAUCAGGAGUCCUACAGUACACAAAUAAACCUGAUCAGGAAUCCUACACAGUACACAUAUUCACAUAGUGAUCAUAUAGAACUGAGGAUCUGUAUAUUCUAUCAUGCCCAGCAAAGAGCAGAAGAAAUGUUUCCUUUGUCCUUUACUAGGAGUUGCAAAGUGUUCUAACUGCGAGGUUUAUUAUUGUACUGCAGAGCAUGCUGCUCUUCAUAGUGAUGGAUCGUACUGUUUCCCAUACAAGGUACAUAAAGUUGGAUACAUCAAGGAGAAAGGCCGGGUUCUCUACGCUACACGAGACAUAAAACCUUUAGAACUUAUCCUAGUUGAUCCAGGAACCGUAGUUGGUCCUAACUAUAGAAGCACAUGUGUAUGUAUCACAUGCUUAAAAGGUUUAGAUUCGAUCACCCUAUGUACUGGUUGUUCCUACCCCGUGUGUGAUGAAAAGUGUAUGAGGGAAGAAAGACAUAUGAAAGAGUGUUGUUUACUGGCUAAAAGUUCUGCAAAUGCGAAACAAAUCACUAAAUCUGGAAUUUCAGAAGGAUACGCUCCUGUAACUAUUCUAAGAGUAUUACUCCUAGCAGAAUCUUUAAGUGAAAGUUGGACAAGAACAAAUGAAUUAAUGGAUCAUUUAACAGAGAAAACCGUUCAUCCACUAGAAUGGGAUUGGUAUGAAAAUAGUAUUAUUAGGUAUAUAAGAGAAGAUCUAGCUCUAGCUAAACGAUUCUCUGUGAAAGAUAUUGAAAGAUCUAUUGGAUUGUUAAAUGUGAACGCCGUGUGUCUACAGUUUUCUAAAGCCCGUGGAAUCCCUGCUAAAGAAGUGGGCAAGGGACUGUACCCUAUAUUUGCAAUAAUGUCCCAUGAAUGUAUUUGCAAUGCACGGUACAUAGUUGAUCCCAAAACCUUUAAAAUGUAUGUACGAGCAAGAGUAUCAAUCAAGGCAGGAACUGAGCUCACAGUCCAAUAUUUGUCAGCACUUUGGGGAACCUUUAAACGAAGAAAAAAGAUAAAAGAAGAAUGGUAUUUCGACUGCACCUGCAGAAGGUGUUCAGAUCCCACCGAAUGUGGAACAUACUCCAGCGGUGUUCAGUGCUUAGAUUGUAAUACUGGUAUCUUGCUACCAGAAGAUCCUCUUGACUAUUCCUCGCCCUGGGCCUGUAAUAGGUGUAGUCUAGCCAUUAGUUCAUCAAGGAUUCAAACCUUAGUGGAGGAUAUAGAAUCUGAGGUUGAUAGUAUCCUUACUACUCAACAGUACUGGAGAUAUAAAGAAAUAUUAUUGAAAUAUUCCGGCACAAUUUUGCAUCCUGCACAUUGGAUUCUAACCACAGCUAGACGAAACCUUAUUCAAUAUCUUUGCUACAGCAAUACCGAAGAUGUUCUUCAUAUUCUCAAUGUGGAAGAACGGUUUAAGCUUUGUGAAGAUUUCUUGAAUGUAUUGAAGAAGGUUGAUCCAGGUUGGAGUGAGCUGAAUAUGUUUAUCCUACGAGAAUAUCAUUUUGCCAAGCUGAACAUACUAGAGCGUUAUUAUGCUUCAGGGGUUAUCAACAUUGCGGAGUUCUCAGUCAAGUCCAGGAACAGUAUUGAAGCAUUAGACAAAGUUAAGAAGCAAAAUGAAUAUCUAGAAUUUGACACUUGACUUUUCCAUCAAUAUUUGUUUUGUUAUUCUGUUGUAUAUCAUCAAAAAAAUCAAUAUUUGACAAAAACUUUUUUUAUAUUGCAGUUGGAACCAGAAAAUAGUACAAAGGUCAUCUUCUUCCUUUUUUCUUUUAAUUACAAAUAAAUGUUACUGAAAUUGGAAUUUUUUCUCUAAAAAUAUAACCAGAGCCAAGAACUUUUGUGUUGGAUACUUAUAAUCCCUAUCAAUUUAUUGCGAUAUCUUUUGUGGGCACUUUUAAUUUGAGGAUCUAUAAAAACUAUGCCUAUAACUUCAUUUUAAUAUUCCUCCCCGGCCUUAAUCAAAGAUCCCUUCAACCCCUGAUUGUGUACGAUUACCAUGCGCGAUAUCGAAUAAAGAUUAAAUUAAUCUGUAGAAUAACAAACGUUCGAGAUCAAGCAUUGUUU
Molecule: messenger RNA, 2092 nt
Organism: Eurytemora carolleeae
Lineage: Eukaryota; Metazoa; Arthropoda; Copepoda; Calanoida; Temoridae
Product: protein msta
Exons: 2
Coding region: 138-1667 (509 amino acids)
Molecular function (GO): protein binding
Source: RefSeq, a predicted model, not a curated record